AUGAGUCAAAUUUAUAUUAAGUUAGAGUCAUAAGAGAACACAAAGCUAAUAUUAAGAACCAUUUCCAAUUUCAAAUUAAUUAAUACAAUAACUUUGGAAGUAGAAGCUAUCUCUUUUUUUAAUACAAUACCACCUGAAUUUUCUGAUUUAUAUCAUAUUAAAGUUCUAGAGAUGAGAUUUAUUUCUAAUUGUUUUUCACUGGAAGAUGAAUACAAAGGAUUAUUAUAAUUUAAAGAGCUGCUAGCUAAAUUUUAUCAACUAGAAGAACUUAUCUUGAUAUUUUAAAACUGCUAAUCAGUAAAAAUUCUAUCUUUAUUUUAGAAAUAAUGCACAUAGAAAAGCGUAAAUGAAAUGAUCAGUUAAAAUGAAUCCUUUUUGUAGAAUCUUAAAAAACUUAGCAUUUAGCAAAUAAACUCUUUCAUGGACAUUUCUAAUGAAGAAAUAGCAGAUAUAAAUUAGAAUGAUUUAAUAUUUGAAAAUAUUAAUGAGAUCAGAAUUAUAGUCUAAUUAUGCUUUUUUGAUUCGGAUCUAAUGCUGAAAUUUCUAUAAAAAAUAUUCAAAAACCAAAAAAUCAUCAAGAUUUAGCUGGACGAAAUAACCAUUUAAUAUAAUUAUUAUUUAAAAUCCUUAACGUAUUAGACAAAACAAAAGGAAGUUGAUAAUAUAGUGAGAGAUGUGAUAAUCUAAUUUCUAAAAACAUACUAAGUAGAAAUUGAUGAAAUUAAUUUUGAAAUACUCUCAGAUUUAGAGUUAGAUGACUCGAUUUAAACUAUUACAGACAUUUAUUAAUAGAAAUUAUAAAGUAUUAGCAUAUUCAUGAAAGAGAUAAAUAUUGUAAGAAGCUUAAAGGAAAUAUUUGAAAACAUUCAAUUUUAAGUUAUUAAGCUCCAUUUAAUGAAUUGUUAUCUAACUGAUGAAGUUAUGUAGUAAUUAAUCCUAGGUUUAUCUUUAUAAAAACUUGCUAAGAUUAUUCUUAUUGAUGUCUCUUUAAAUAUUUGUAACAAGUCAAACACAUUAAGCAUGAAAAACUCUAAGGUGAGGAGCAAAUUAUUUUUUUAAGAAGAUGUUUAUUCUCUAUAAACUACAUAUGAAUUUUUGAUUUAAAUGCAAUCAAAAUAGCUUAAAAAUAUAUGUUUAACAACGCCUUGCUUCGACCUUAAAUUAGAACAAUAAAUUCUCUAUUUUACUUUAAAAUAAGGAAAUAUACAGAAAUAUGAGUUAGAUUUUUUUAAUUUGAUGAUUUCUUCUGAUCGAGAAAGCAUUACAGAACUAAUUUUAAGUUAUGAUUGCUAAAAGGCUAAUGUAAAUAAACUCUUACACCUUUGGAAGAGUUUUUCAACCCUUUAAUAUUUAAAAUCUUUCAGUGGAUUUUUCAGUACCUAAAGUUAGCUGGAUGACUAAUAAACAAAAUAAUUUUUUGGAAUUUUAAAUUAAUUAAAGUAAUUAGAAACGCUUGAGCUUACUGGACCAAAUUUGCUUACUGAAAAGAAAUAGGAAGAAUAUUUAGAAGUUGCUUUAAAAAAUUAAAUUAAUUUGAAAGUGCUAAAUAUAAAACUAAAAUUUUUAUAAAAUGUCAAGAUUUGUAACAUAUGCUAAUCAAUAAGCUAAGGGCUAUAGUAUUAAACAAAUUUAAUAAGCCUGACAAUUGUUGUUUUUUCGGAUAAUAUUAAUUUAUAAGAUGGAGAUUCUCUAUUUAAUUGUUUAAAAUAUUUACUAAAAUUAGAAUACCUAAAAAUUGUCUUUAAAAAUAUCAUGGCUUCUCUCAAUAUAAAGGUAAAGGAGAAUUACAAGUUGCAAGAAAAUCUUUUUUCAAAUCUAAAAUAUUUAAAGUUUUUGAAACAACUAGAAAUAAAUUUUCAACUAAACUCAUCUUUUGAUUGUGAUUAAAUCAUUCUUGACAGCUGUAAGCUACCUUCAAUUUAAAAUUUAAGGCUAAAUCUAGGAGAAUAGCAUUAUACUUAGAACUCAUAUUCAAUUAAAUAGUCUUUACAAAGCAUUUUAACUGGCGAAAAUUAAGACAAUAAAAAUCUGAGUAUUUAUAUUGAUGUGAACAACCUCACUUUUUAUUUUUUGAGAGAAAAUUAUGAAAUUUUAUUAAAUGCAGGUGAUUGCUUGUAUAAAAAUAGUCAACUUUUCAAAAAUAAUUUUGAAUAAGAUAUUUAAUUUUAAAAUAAUGUGCUUUAAAGUUUGAUAUAAUAUGACAAUCUCAAAGAUUAGAUGAAAAUCUUUAAUUUCUAAAUGAUUAAUAUCAAUCUCAAUGAACAAGAUAAAUUUAUCAACUAAUAUUAUGAAUUAUCAAAUUUUUUGUAAAAAUACAAUCAAUUACAAUACGUCAGUUUAAGCUUUAAGAUGAUUAAUCUUGACUUGCUAGUUGCUAUUUUAGAAACCUGUUCUGCUAUGAAAAAUUUAGUUUAAUUUAAGAUAAAUACUUCAUUCCUUUUUGAAUAAAAUAGCAGUUAAACAGAUGAAAACAUUUAAAAAAUAAAAAAUUAUGUGAGCUCAAUUUAUCAAAAUUGCAAAACACUAAAUUAUCUCGAAUUUUAAAAUCAAUCAAAUUUAAUAGAAAACAAUUUUUGCCAGACUACUAAAAUUAAAAUGAAGUUAGAUUUAUUGCAUAGUUUUUUUGAAAUUAAAGUACUUAUCUGCUUCUUACCAUAGUUAAGCUUGAUAGACUCUUUAAAGCUAGAUAUAUACCCAUAAAAUUAAACAUCUAGUAUUUUGUUAGAUUCAGUUAAUUUGAUAAGUCCUUUAAUUAAUUCAAUGUCUAAAUUAGCAUUCUUUCACACCAAAUUAAUAUCUACUUUUAAUGCUAAUUUACAGAUCCCCGCUUCUUUCUUACAAUUUUUAAAAAUAUAAAGCUGCCUAAAUUAAUACAGUUUGUCUUUCCCUCAGGUUGAAUUUAAAUUCUUGUAAGAUUAGCCCAUUAAAUAAGGAUGUAUUCAAAUAUUACUAUAUGACUGUAGUUCAAUUGUAAUAGUUAAUGAAUUCCUGAAAACUAACCAAAACUAUAUCUUUGAAAUAAGCUUAAUUUUGAAAUGUAAAAAGCUUUAAGAAAAAGUGGGAAUCGGUGAAUUUAUUAAAUAGUUAAGCACUAUGAAAAUGCUACAGAAAUUUAUUAUUCAAAGCGAUUCUAAAAUUUUCAGAUAUAAUAGAACUUUUAAUUAUCUUUUUGUGUUUUCUCUCUUUAUAUGUUACAGAUAAUUUUGUAGGUAGAAACUGUUGAACUAAUCUAUCGCAUUUAAAAAGCUCAACUAGUUUUAUAGAUCAGAAAUAUACUAUGACAUGAUAAAGCUUGGGCUAACUCCUCAGCUCCCACAGAUAGACAUUCAAUAUAAUGAUUUUAUAGAGAGCUUUGUUGGUGGAUAAAUAGGUUUCGAGAAUGUUGGAGAAGAAGAUUUUCUUGAUGUAAAUAGGUUUAUAAUUUAUACUGAACCUAUAAGCAUAGAUCAAGGAAAUGACUCAUUUGCAUUUUAGUUUUUAAACGCUUCAGAUAAAAAUGUGCAGCUUGAUGAAUUUUUUAUGUGA
Molecule: messenger RNA, 3525 nt
Organism: Tetrahymena thermophila SB210
Lineage: Eukaryota; Ciliophora; Oligohymenophorea; Hymenostomatida; Tetrahymenidae
Exons: 24
Source: RefSeq, a predicted model, not a curated record